AUGCCGCUCUACUCCUCUACUAGCCGCUCCAAGAAGCCAAAGAAAGAUGUCACCAAGAGAGCAUCCGCAUCGUCGACGGUCUCAACGACUUCGAAGGGUUCCAAAAACCCCGCAGAGAAACAUAAGAAAGAUAGCCCCCGGAGUCAACCGUCGUCCCUCCGAGAGUCUGGCGCCUCUGGGGUUAAUUCCAAGGCACAACCACCUCCACCUCCACCUCCUCUGGGUAAGGUAAAGGGUCACGACGUCAACCCUCCAAAUGUGUUUGAGUAUCUCGAUUCAGAUUCCGAUCCCGAUUCCGACUCCGACUCCGACUCCGAGUUCACAUCGUCAGAUGAAGAUGAGUUGAGCUGUCCAUCAAUUCCUCCCACCUCUCAAUCGAAGACUGGAAAUCCUGCGGCCAGUCGCAAACAUAUCCCAGCGACCCAACCUGGCGUUGGCCGUAGUCGAACGUCGUCGGUUAGAUCCAAGGAUUCUGCUGGUUUUACCCAUCCACCUGGCGCAUUUGAUGCGUCCCCUCUCCCGGCGACGCUACAACUUGCCAGACAGAAUGGAUCGCAUCGAAGGCCUUCUUCUACCGAUGGAACACAGAGUGUGACUGGAUCUCUGAACGACGGUACCCUCCCCCCGGAGCAUCGCAACCUGGAACUGGUUCCAGAAGAUUAUUAUUCUAGAAAUCCUACCACUUUACACAGACCAUCUUUCCCACCAUCGCCUCCACAGAGCCCAGAGGAGGACCUCCACCGGUCCGGCCGAAAGAUUAGGCGUACCACCAAGUCGUCCCGCCUGCCCACGGGCUAUGGACUUCUAGCGUGGCGUCUGAGCGAGCCGGCGGAGGGCAAAGAGCCACGUCUACCUCCGCUCUACCGUCGUUUUGACGACGUGAACCACCGUGUUCUCUUGUACCUCCAGGAUGAAAUCUCCCAGCUGGAAGAAGAGCUCCGAGUCUUGGAUGAUUACGAUGAAAUGCAGAGGAGGGCCAACGCUGAACAAGAGGGGGCCAAGUUAGUACCCGCCUCGCGGCGUAUGGACGUGCAAGCCCAGGUCUACUCCUCUUUGCAUUAUAGACGGGAGGAGGUAAUGGUAAGAGACGUUCUUGGAAACAGAAGCACAAUGGUGCAUUCAAAAACUAAUAAGGAGUGCCUUAAAUUAGACCAUGCCCUAGGUGCAUACAGUAAAGUGCUCCAAACCCUCCCCCGUGCCACUGCCGCGGACACGGAAAUCUACCGCGCCUGGAUGAAAGAGAACAACCCUAUUGCUGUAAACGAAAUGCGUUUCCUCGACCACGCAAAGGACCUAGUGUCCCUCACUCCACAAGCAGCCACCGUCUCUAAUAUAACUUCCCCCGUCUACACCGCCAUCAUCAUCGCCUCUGCGGCAAUCAUUCUCCCCCUGCUAGCCUUUGGGAUGAUCUCCGAGUUCACGGGCCGCAUUCUCGUCGCCGCCGUGGUCGGUGGUGCAUCUGCCGCCGUCGCAGCCCACUACUCGACGGGAGCUGAACACCUCGUUAAAUCGCAGGAUGGCUGGCGAUGUGCCCUGGUAUAUUUCGGCUUCAUGACCAUAGCCGCGAUAUGUAUUUGAUUCACCUACUAUUCUGAUUUGAUCUAAGCGACACCACGUACUAUACCCACCUGGCCUGUGCCUAUCACUACCGAGGGCUAAUGGAACCUUGGACGACGUAACGAAUCUUCUUCUAUGGGACGGCGUAUUCAUGACUCAUUGAUUCAUCGACUGGCUGAUUGAUAAUAUAUUAACUUCCGCUACAGGACUCUGUAUGUUUUUGUUGUAGGUUUCGGGGAAAUGCGCCAGGAGGGGAAUUGACAGGAGGCAGGAAGGGCCUUUGAUUAUAGCACCAACUACUCCGUACUCCGUGCUGCGCGGUAGUAGCCAUAUAGUGAUUCGAAUUUUUUUUUCUUAUUCCGAUUUAUCUUUCUGUAUUGGUUUUAUUUAUUUGUGGCUGUAUUAUAC
Molecule: messenger RNA, 1965 nt
Organism: Aspergillus ochraceoroseus IBT 24754
Lineage: Eukaryota; Fungi; Ascomycota; Eurotiomycetes; Eurotiales; Aspergillaceae
Exons: 3
Coding region: 1-1578 (525 amino acids)
Source: RefSeq, a predicted model, not a curated record